Messenger RNA from Pristis pectinata (smalltooth sawfish), 321 nucleotides. RefSeq names its product nucleoplasmin-like. The transcript has 3 exons. NCBI's taxonomy places the organism in Eukaryota, Metazoa, Chordata, Chondrichthyes, Rhinopristiformes, Pristidae. Gene Ontology annotation, biological process: positive regulation of DNA replication; chromatin remodeling. The record is from RefSeq and is a predicted model, not a curated record. Bases 1 to 321 code for a protein of 106 amino acids. Gene Ontology annotation, cellular component: cytoplasm; nucleolus; nucleoplasm. Gene Ontology annotation, molecular function: RNA binding; chromatin binding; histone binding.
AUGACUUCAAACAGAAGUAAAACGGACAAGCCAGUUGCUGUUCUAUGGGGUUGCGAGCUGAAUGCCCAACAGAAGACGCAGAAGUUUGAAAUUACAGAUGAUGAGGUCGCUGAACAUCAUCUGGCCUUGAAGACGAUAUGUUUGGGCGUUGGUGCUAAGGAUGAACUGAACAUUGUGGAGAUCGUGUCACCUGUAACGCCUCGCACUAGAUUUACCUCACCAGUGUCAAGAAUUCUGGACAAUGAGAAGUCCAUCCUUUGCUACUUCUUCAACCGGGAUCUUCAGGCAGACUCUUUAUGUCUUGGUUUUGCCUGCUGGUAA